UGUGAUAAAUUGUUUGGCUUAUAUCAGACACCGAGCUGGAUAAAUCCCCCAACAAGCUGACUCCUUGCAUGGAUGAACUUUGCUUGGUAGACACCGCUUAUUACAUCAAUGCCAGCUUCCCGCCGCUGCUCCGAGAGGAACGCAAAGUGGAUGUCAUGCUCUCGUUUGACUAUGGGCUGUCAGAUAAGUUUAAGUCAGUUGUCCAAACCCAAAAUUACUGCGCUGAGCAAUACAUCACCUUUCCUAAAGUAGAGCUGAGCGAGGAGGAUAUAAAGAACCCUAAGGAAUGCUAUGUAUUUUCUGAACCAGUAAACCCUGACGUUCCCAUUAUCCUUCACUUUCCACUAGUGAAUGACACAUUUCAACAAUUCAGUCGUCCAGGAGUGGAGCGAAAAACAGUGGAAGAAAAAGAAGGAGGAGUGGUGGAACUGUCUGGCCUCUGGUCAACUUACAGGACUCUUAAUUUAACUUAUAGUGAGAAAGAAUUUGACAAACUGUUAAACCUGACAGAAUAUAACGUGGAGAACAAUGAGGAAGCGAUCCUGCAGGCCUUACGUGAUGCCAUUGCACGGAAACAGAAGCACAGAGCUAGUGACAAUAUCUGAAACAAAGACACAAUGAAAUGGGCCUUGUUUCCUUACAGUACAGAUGUUGUUUGCACGUACUUGAGUGACAGCCACUGUGUAGACUGAAACCAAUACACAGCCUGUUGAUCCACAAACUACAAAUGUUCUGGAAUUUAGGGACCAAAGCCUGAUAGAUGUGGGCCUACUGGAUCUGUGUGUCAGAUGUUCUACUAAAUAAAUCACUAUCUCAGGGUUGGACUGGCCCACAGGUGUACAGGGAAAAUCCUCAGUGGGACCAUCCUCUAGCGGUCAGGCUCCAGACCGUGCACUCAAAUUCUGCUCCAGACCGUUACUCUACUGGAAGGUCAGUAACUUGGUGGAGUAGGAUCCCGGAUGAACUUAGUGUUCAGUUUGUUUCUAUGGAAACUGCAACAGUAUUAGCUCUCCUGCCAAUCAAAGUGGGCAUUCCUGACACACCCAUCCCCUACUUCAUAAUGGGGCCCAGUUCUUUGCAGGCUGAGUAUGUUGUCUCUAAUAGUUGUCCAAGUCUUUCAGUGGUGAGUAGCCACGCCCCCUCGAGUGGCUGGCUACAACCCUUCAGCUUAGGCCCUUACCACUGCAUUCCCUAGUGGGCAUGGAGGAUGCCCCAGUCCUACACGGCACUGUCUAUAUCAAAUGGUUAUGAAGUACAUCAUCCAGAGGCACUUGCAGAGAGGAGGGGGCCCGUGUGCACUCUCCAAUUGGGCCCCCAUCUCUCCGGUCAUGUAGUAGACUCUGGCAUUAUGCCAGAGUCUACUGUGCAUGCGCAGGACUCCAGGAUCAUGGUGCCCGCGCUGCAUUCCCGGGGACAUCUCUAUUGAGCAUGCGCUAAUCCCGUAAAUAGCCGCCGCGUCCAUUAUCCGAGUGAUACAGCAGCCAGCACCAGGCUGACGGAGAGGAGAGUAUAAUUAAAUGAGUGCAGGAUGGGCCAGGGGCGUAUCUAGAGAGGAGGGGACCCGUGUGCAGUCUCUAGGGGUGGGCCCCCACCUCUCCAGU
Molecule: messenger RNA, 1601 nt
Organism: Pseudophryne corroboree (corroboree frog)
Lineage: Eukaryota; Metazoa; Chordata; Amphibia; Anura; Myobatrachidae
Product: cytosolic phospholipase A2 delta-like
Exons: 3
Coding region: 69-605 (178 amino acids)
Biological process (GO): glycerophospholipid catabolic process
Cellular component (GO): cytosol
Molecular function (GO): calcium-dependent phospholipid binding; calcium ion binding
Source: RefSeq, a predicted model, not a curated record